Monodelphis domestica (gray short-tailed opossum) is the source of this 2464-nucleotide messenger RNA. It is a transcript of the gene SLIT1, whose product is annotated as slit guidance ligand 1. Lineage: Eukaryota; Metazoa; Chordata; Mammalia; Didelphimorphia; Didelphidae. Gene Ontology annotation, cellular component: plasma membrane. The record is from RefSeq and is a predicted model, not a curated record. Gene Ontology annotation, molecular function: protein binding.
UGCGUAUGUUUGUGGGUUAUGUGUUUGCUAGUGCGCGCGCUUCUUGCAGCGCCCAGACUCGGCUUUCACUCCUUCUUCCAGCGGAGUCUCCCUUUCCUCCCCACCCCAAGCCCCCCUGCGCCCCGAGGGUCCCCGGCCCCCUCCCUCUGCGGUGCGCCGGGGUUACACCUUUGAAACUGUACCGCGGCUCCACUUGAGCUGAGUGGCCGUUUGAAGAUUGUGGCGGCUAGGCUAGGGAGAGUCGGGAGGGACGGGGUAGGAGGAGUCAGGGCUGAUAUUUGUGCCUUUAGAUUGAUGGAUGACUGCUGGAUGUGAGUGUGUGUAUGCGCGCGAGAGGGUGUGAGUGUGAGCGUGUGUGUGUGUGUGUGUGUGUGUGUGUGUGUGAGUGCUCGCGGCUUUCCCAUUUUCCUCUUCGCAGCAAUCAGGGAGGGAGGGAGAGAGGGAGACAGAGAGAGGAGGGAGGGAGGGAGGGAGGGAGGGAAAGAGAGGGAGAGAAAUAGGAGAGGGAGAUAAGCUCACUCUAGAGGAGAACUCCAUCCAUCCAGAGAGGCAGUGGAAUAGCUAGCUACUGGAAGAGGAAGGUGCUUUGCAUCCAGAAAGACACUUCUGAAGCAUCAGAAGAAAGAAGCUUUUUCUCAAACCCUCUUCCCCCCAAUCCCCCCACCCCCCUUGAUUUUACCUGGGAUUGCACACAAACCUGUGUGGUGCCUGGAGCCAAGCCUAGGACUGUAAUGGUCAAAGGAUCCAGUCUUCUGGCACUGAAACAGGACUGUCUGUGGGUAUCAUGGCUCUGAAACACAGGGCUGGCCACUCUGCAUGGCUCCGGCCAGAGGUCUGGCUCUUGGUGUGGAAUGCCCUGUGCCAGCUAUGUGCCCGUGGUUGCCCAGCUCUCUGCACCUGCACAGGGACGACUGUGGAUUGCCAUGGCAUGGGGCUCAGAGCCGUUCCCAAAAACAUCCCGCGUAACACUGAGAGACUGGAACUCAACGGUAACAACAUCACUCGGAUCCACAAGAAUGACUUUGCAGGGCUGAAGCAGCUGCGCGUGUUACAACUGAUGGAAAAUCAGAUUGGAGCAGUGGAGCGAGGAGCUUUUGAUGACAUGAGGGAGCUGGAGAGACUACGACUGAACCGGAACCAUCUGCACUUGUUACCAGAAUUACUGUUCCAGAAUAACCAGGCACUCUCAAGACUGGAUCUGAGUGAGAAUUCCAUUCAGGCCAUCCCCAGGAAAGCAUUUCGUGGAGCCACGGAUCUAAAAAACCUACAGCUGGAUAAGAACCAGAUAAGCUGCAUUGAGGAUGGGGCUUUCCGAGCUCUACGGGGACUAGAGGUGCUGACACUGAAUAACAACAACAUCACCACCAUUCCCGUCUCCAGCUUCAACCACAUGCCCAAGCUCCGCACUUUCCGUUUGCACUCCAACCACCUUUUCUGUGAUUGCCACCUGGCCUGGCUGUCUCAAUGGCUGAGGCAACGUCCCAGCAUUGGACUCUUCACACAGUGUGCAGGACCUGCCUCCCUUCGAAGCCUCAAUGUGGCUGAGGUCCAGAAGAAUGAGUUUAGCUGCUCAGGUCCAGGGGAGGCUACCCGGGCUCCUGUCUGCACCUUGUCCUCAGGCUCCUGCCCACCCAUGUGUGCCUGCAGCAAUGGGAUUGUGGACUGCCGUGGCAAAGGACUCACUGCUAUCCCGGCCAACCUGCCUGAGACCAUGACGGAGAUCCGUCUGGAGCUCAAUGGCAUCAAAUCAAUCCCCCCCGGAGCCUUCUCUCCCUACAGAAAGUUGAGGAGGAUAGACUUGAGCAACAACCAGAUCUCCGAGAUUGCCCCCGAUGCAUUCCAGGGUCUUCGCUCCCUGAACUCUCUUGUUCUAUAUGGAAACAAGAUCACAGACCUUCCCAGGGGUGUGUUUGGAGGUCUCUACACACUGCAGCUGCUCCUUCUCAAUGCCAACAAGAUCAACUGUGUCCGAGCUGAUGCCUUCCAAGAUCUCCAAAACCUCUCCCUGCUCUCACUCUAUGACAACAAGAUCCAGAGCCUGGCCAAGGGGACCUUCACCUCUCUCCGAGCCAUCCAGACCCUACACCUGGCUCAAAAUCCAUUCAUCUGUGACUGCAACCUGAAGUGGCUGGCUGACUUCUUACGCACUAACCCCAUUGAGACUAGCGGAGCCCGCUGUGCUAGUCCUCGUCGCCUCGCCAACAAGCGCAUAGGGCAGAUAAAAAGCAAGAAAUUCCGGUGCUCAGGUAACUGUCCAUCUCCCUCUUUCUCAGGGAUGAAGAAAUGGGAGCCAGUGCUAUCUGGGAAGUUUAAGACUCAGGAGUUAAUAGAAACAAGCCCAUGAACCAGAAUGCCCAUCAGAUUUCUUUGUGUGGUUUUUUGGUAUCUCUUAGAAGACCUGAGAACCUACUGUUCGGGGAGAUCAGAGCUUCCUCUAAUUCUUUGACUAGCUAGAAUGCUUUAU